Acaromyces ingoldii is the source of this 1300-nucleotide messenger RNA. Its product is annotated as methyltransferase. Gene Ontology annotation, biological process: methylation. Gene Ontology annotation, molecular function: methyltransferase activity. Bases 63 to 938 code for a protein of 291 amino acids. Lineage: Eukaryota; Fungi; Basidiomycota; Exobasidiomycetes; Exobasidiales; Cryptobasidiaceae. The transcript has a single exon. The record is from RefSeq and is a predicted model, not a curated record.
CCUGCUCCUGCGCUCCUGCGCUCCUGCUCCCUGCCUCCGCUCCGAGAGACGACCAGGACAUCAUGACAUCGCGCCCACCCAGCCAGACAGCACAGAGCGCUGCUCGAAGUCGUGCCGUGCACUGGUUGAGAGAGGAGGAGCCCAAGGUCCUCAACGACUGGGUCGCGGCCAAGCUCCUCGACUAUGAGACGCCUGAGGACCUGCUCGCAGCCUAUGACGCGGCACCCUCGGCGCGGCUGCCCGGUGCCAGCAACCUGUUUGCUGUGCGCAACCGCUAUGCGGAAGAUGAGUUCCAGAAAGCACAUGCAGACCAUGGCUGCGAUCAGUACGUCGUCAUUGGCGCUGGCCUCGACUCGUUUGCCUAUCGCAGAGCAGACAGCUUCCCAUGCACCAUCUACGAGAUCGACCAUCCGUCAUCGCAGCAGUGGAAGCGGGACAGGCUCGCACACGCGGGCAUCGCCUGCCCAGCCAAUCUCUGCUAUGUGGCCGUCGAUUUUGAGGAGCAGGAGGCGUCGCUGGUGGCGGCACUCGAGGCGAAUGGAUUCGAUCGCACGAGGCCCGUGUUCUUCGCCAUGCUCGGCGUCAGCCAGUACCUCACCCUGGCGAGUCUCAAGAGCCUGCUCAAGGCGAUUGCCUCGGCUUCUUCGGCGCGGUGCACGCUCGUCAUGGAGCGCGUGCGGCCCAUUGAGGAGGGCCAUCUCGAAGGACCAGAGGCAGAGAUGAUGGAGCGUCUGCUUGCAGCCACGACGAAGAUGGCCGAGCCUUGGAUCACGUUUCUCGAUGAACCGCAGACGGACGCGGUCUUCCGAGAGGCCGGCUUCGACAGCAUUCAUCAUGAACUUCCGUCUGACAGCAUCCGUCGCUACCUUCAGGGUAGAAAGAACGACCAGAUGCCCAAAGUCGCCGCACUGGUCCUGGCCUCCACCCGCGGGGCUUGAUGCGCAGGUCACCUCUACUUCAUCCGCUCCUGAUAGAUACCCUCAUACUGAGUUAUUAAAACGACAAGUCAGAGUGGCAAAUGCACCUUUUCAGCAUUCGGAAACCCGAGAUACAGAGUAGAAUGAGAUCAUCACAGCUUCCCUGUGGUGGAUAGAAUGUCAGCGGGAAGCGAGAUCUCGAGCUGACCCCGCUUGCACACACCAAUCAAGAGGUUUCCGAGCAUUUCCCUGGCCGUGAUGUAGGCCGUGACUGCCAGGGUGGGCAAGUCCAGCGUGCUAAAGAGCAUGUCCGACAGUCCAAACGGCAUCAUGGGCGGGAUCCAGCCCUGCGACAGCUCGAGCGCCCAACAGCCCCCACCUUG